AUGAUCAAUUUAGAAAGGCCAGGGGAAGAGGUUAAAGAUAAAAACACCAAACAAAACUUAAAAAGGAGAAUUUCAAGGCUGAUUUUAGAUAUAAACCCUUCUUUAACAGAACAAGAAACUUUUGAAAGGUUUCCGGGAUCGCAUCCUGUUUCUUUUACAAGAGAUCUAUUGGGCGCAACAUGCCAAUAUCUGAUUUGUGAAAAGACUGAUGGGGUGAGGUAUCUUUUGUUUAUCCCUGCUAUACCAAAACUUAGAGGGAUUGUAGAGGUUUUUGCUUAUCUUGUUGAUAGGAAGUUUGCGUUUUGGAAGGUGGCUAUUUAUAAGAAAAAUGCCAUGCUCAGAAUGAGUCCACUUCUAAUAACUCUUCUUCAUCACGAAUUUUAUUAUCAUAGGGCACAGCUUUCCUAGUGCACCUUUAUUUGGAAUACCAAAUAUGGCUUAAAUCAUAGGAUUAGAAUUUGGCCCAUGAAAACAGAGGCAUAAGGUUUUACUCCUCCUGGCAUUUAUGAGGAUGGAGACUCUUAGGCUGAGCGCAUAAAGCAGUUAAGUCCGGCGAGGCAAUCCAUCCCAUGAUUUUUUUUAGUGAGCUUGCGGCUCAUUGUAUAUGGAUAGCUCCCGCUUAAUAAAAUGGGUUACGUAGGAAUGCCUAUCAAUGCCGCUAGUGGGAGUCAAAAGGUGGUCUUUACCGAUAUUAAGACUGCGAGUUAUAAAUAUUAAUUAUUAUAAUGUAAUGGAAGGUGGUUCUUUAUAUCCCAGGGAAUAUGCUGACUGGGGAUAGUUUAUUCGAUGUUGAGCUUGUCAUAGAUUAUGCUGCUAUAAAAUAAUUUUGAUAUUGUAUGUAUAUUCUAUAGAGAUUAUUGCCUGCUAAUAAUUAUGAAAAUAAAAAAAAUAUUUCUUCCCAAUUAAAUAGCAAUUAUAUAUAACACUGAUAUCAGAUUAUUAGUUUUCGAUACUCUUUAUGCAAGAGGGAUGUGCUACAUGCUUAAUAAUUACUAUGAAAGGCUGAGAGCGGCAUGGCUUGAGCUAAUAUAUCCAAUUCGUGAAAGUGGGACUAAAUCAAAAAACGCAAUUGAGCUAUUUUUGAAAGAUUUUUAUAGGACUGAUGAUAUAGAUUUCCUCGUGAACUCUAUACAAACCAGGCUCCCACAUGCAACUGAUGGGAUAAUUUUUACUAGAGUUGAUGCUCCUUAUAUUGUUGGAACAAACAGCAAUAUAGUUAAAUGAAAACCAAAUAACUUGAAUUCAGUAGAUUUUAUUAUAAAGCCAAGCCAAAAUGAUGGAAUUUACAAUCUUUUUACCAAAAAUUUGAAAAUUAUUGAAAAAUUUGGGGAAAUUGAAAUAUUUGACGAAGAGCAAAGAGAAAUAAUUAAAUAUAACCAAAAUCUUAUUGCGGAGUGCUGCUAUUUAGAUGGAAAAUGGAAGAUUCAUAAGAUUAGGACAGAUAAAGAUACCCCAAAUACAACUCUUGUCGCGCAAAGGGUUUUUAAGAGUAUAUCUGAUAAUGUGACCGUUGAAGAGUUAAUAGCUGCUUUCAAAGCAAAAUCGUUAAAAGCGCAUAAAUCUCAAUAA
Molecule: messenger RNA, 1569 nt
Organism: Blepharisma stoltei
Lineage: Eukaryota; Ciliophora; Heterotrichea; Heterotrichida; Blepharismidae
Source: the annotation of a GenBank genome assembly